Molecule: messenger RNA, 1500 nt
Organism: Scomber japonicus (chub mackerel)
Lineage: Eukaryota; Metazoa; Chordata; Actinopteri; Scombriformes; Scombridae
Product: potassium voltage-gated channel subfamily S member 3-like
Exons: 1
Coding region: 1-1500 (499 amino acids)
Biological process (GO): protein homooligomerization; potassium ion transmembrane transport
Cellular component (GO): membrane; voltage-gated potassium channel complex
Molecular function (GO): voltage-gated potassium channel activity; protein binding
Source: RefSeq, a predicted model, not a curated record
AUGGGAUAUGGGCAAAUCCUCCACCGGCAUGGGAAUGAGGGGGACCAGGUCCACCUCAACGUGGGAGGGGUACGACAUGAAGUGGAUCCAGACACACUGCUACGCUUCCCUCACACACGUCUGGCUCGUCUGCUGCGCUGCCAAAGUGAGGCAGCGAUCCUGGAGCUGUGUGACGACUACAGCCCGGCUGAGAAGGAGUACUACUUUGACAGGAAUCCCAGGGUUUUCCUCUGUGUGCUCAACUUCUAUCACACAGGACGUAUCCACAUGAUGGAGGAGCUCUGUGUCUUCUCCUUCAGCCAGGAGAUUGAGUACUGGGGCAUCCAGGAGCUCCACCUGAGCCCCUGCUGCAGCGACUGGUUCCACGAAAGGAAGGAGUACAUUGAAGACAGAGACUGGGACAUCAGGAGCGAUGACCAGCAACAGCCAAGCUUUGACUCUUCCUUCGAGGAACUGUCUGCCCUCGAUAAAGACCUGGCCAAGUUCAAAGGUGCCUGGUGUGGGGAAGUUAGGAGCUACAUUUGGCUCCGGCUGGAGGAUCCAGGUCACUCACGAGGCUCAAAGGUCAUCGCUGUGGCUUCUCUCAGUGUAGUGUUGACCUCUAUUGUUGCUAUGUGUGUCCACAGCAUGCCUGAGUUUCAGCUUGUGGACAUCAAUGACAGACCCAUUGAGGACCCUGUUCUCACAGUCCUAGAGGUGAUCUGCAUUGCCUGUUUCUCGGCUGAGUUCAUCAUCAGGUUGAUUGUUGCGCCCUCCCGCAGGAAGUUCUUGGGAAACCCUUUAAACAUUAUUGAUGUUGCCUCCAUCUUGCCAUUUUACGCCACUUUAGCUCUGGAGACAGCUGAUGAAGAUGCCGCAGAGGAGAAUGAGGAUCUACAGAAUGUUGGGAAAGUGGUGCAGGUUCUGCGUCUCAUGAGGGUUCUCCGAAUCCUCAAACUGGCCCGGCACUCCAUUGGGCUGCGGGCGUUGGGUGCCACUGUCCGUCACAGCUACCAAGAGGUGGGUUUGCUUCUUCUCUUCCUCUCGGUGGGGAUCUCCAUCUUUUCUGCCCUCAUCUACUUCGCUGAGAAGGACGAUGAGGAGACUGAUUUGCAGACCAUCCCUUCAGGCUGGUGGUGGGCCACCAUCACCAUGACCACAGUUGGCUAUGGUGACACCUGCCCAGUGACGCUGGCGGGGAAGAUGGUGGCCACCCUGUGUAUUAUCUGUGGACUAUUAGUGGUGGCUCUGCCCAUCACCAUCAUCUUCAAUAAGUUUUCAAAGUAUUAUCAAAGAAACAAAAUCCUGGAGGAGCAGGGGAUCACUAAACCUGAGAGACAAGACCCAGAUCUUCCUUAUUAUAACAUCAGAGACUUGUUCACAGAAAGCAUGUAUCCUUUCUUAGGAGGUAUCGCCUUCAGGAACAGUGAGGGCAGUGGUGGAGACGAUACAGAUGCCUCCAGUCUCCAGGACAUAGAGGUGUAUGAUAAUGACACUUGUGAAAAUAGGGCCGCAAAAUGA